Molecule: messenger RNA, 810 nt
Organism: Macrobrachium nipponense
Lineage: Eukaryota; Metazoa; Arthropoda; Malacostraca; Decapoda; Palaemonidae
Product: cytadherence high molecular weight protein 2-like
Exons: 1
Coding region: 1-810 (269 amino acids)
Source: RefSeq, a predicted model, not a curated record
AUGCUGCUCCAGCAAAAUGAACAACUUGGAGAUGAAAAGAGGCAGCUGGAAGCGGACUUGAAACUGGCUUUAGCUCAAGUACCAAAAAUGGAAGAGGUCAACAGAGAACACCUGGAGGAAGGAAUGUCACUGAAGGGAGCAGAACUCGGCCUCAAAUUAAAAGAAAGUGAAAACCUCAACAAGUUGCUUGACCUGGAUUAUGGAAACCUCUGUAUGCUGAAUGAAGACUUGAGGAAUGGUAUAGUUGAGAAAGAAAUAGAACUGGAGCGCACUUUACACAAGGGAGCAGAACUCAGCCUCAAAUUAAAAGAAAGUGAAACCCUCAACCAGUUGUUAGACCUGGAGAAUGGAGACCUCUGUAGGCUGAAUGAAGACUUGACGAAUGUUUUAGUUGAGAAACAAAGAGACCUGGAGCGCACUUUACACUGGGGAGAAAAACUCAUCCUCAAAUUAAAAGAAAGUGAAAACCUCAACCAGCUGCUUGGCAUGGAGAAUGGAGAUCUCUGUAGGCAAAAUGAAGACUUGAAGAUUGUUUUAGUUGAGAAACAGAAGGAGGCAAAGCUGCUGAAAGGAGAAAAUAUAAAGAUUGACAAUACUCUUGCCGAAGAGACGGAAAGGCUGCUUAGAACAGUAGCAGAGAAGGUCAGUAACAAUCUGUUAGUUAAGAAGGAUCAAUUGGAAAUCGCUCUGCAUCAGGAACAGAGCCUGCAACGCUUGCUAGAACGUCAAGAGGAAGACAUCAUCUCUUUCAGGAAGGAGAGUGAAACCCAAUGGGAUAGAGAGAAAGAUGUUAUUAAUGGAGAUGAAUGA